AUGGGAUCAGUGACCGUCGACGCCCGUGGCCAGUCGCAUGCCGUGUCUACGCACCUGCAACAACUCGCGUCUCCUCCGCGCAAGUCGGGUUCCCUGCGCUCGUUCCUGCUCUUCUUCGGCUCGUGCAGCAAGCGUGACCGAUGCAAGCGUCGCGUUGUGGAGCACAUCGGCAGGCAUCUUGGCCAACUUUGCGAGUUCGAGACCUGUAUACAAUAA
This is a messenger RNA of Microbotryum saponariae, 216 nucleotides long. Lineage: Eukaryota; Fungi; Basidiomycota; Microbotryomycetes; Microbotryales; Microbotryaceae. The record is from the annotation of a GenBank genome assembly.